Molecule: messenger RNA, 1158 nt
Organism: Sinocyclocheilus grahami
Lineage: Eukaryota; Metazoa; Chordata; Actinopteri; Cypriniformes; Cyprinidae
Product: centrin-2
Exons: 5
Coding region: 146-820 (224 amino acids)
Molecular function (GO): calcium ion binding
Source: RefSeq, a predicted model, not a curated record
UAUCCUCACAGUUUGUUGUUUAAAGAAGCGUUCAAAUCAGGGAAAGAUGCUUUUGUACGAAAUUACGAAUCUUACUAUGGCGAAUAGACUUGAUUAAUUAGGUUGUGCGGAAGCUGCUUCCGGGAGCGUGAUAUAAUUAUUAUUCAUGAGCCAAGGUUUCCGGCGACGUCCUCCUUUCAGCCAAUCACUUCGGUCUACUGACCGAGCGUCAUGGAACGUAAUUAAUAUUCAUAAGCCAAGCCAAGCCAAGCCAGAGCAAGGUUUACAUUAUUCUCCACUUGCUGGUCUUCUCCGGGUAAAGAUGGCCACUAGUCCCAAAAGACCCUCACUGGGGGCAGCAGCCCCUCGUAAAAAAGCCAGCCUAAAGCCUGAGCUGACAGAGGAGCAAAGGCAGGAGAUCCGAGAGGCGUUUGAGCUCUUUGACACGGAUGGCUCUGGUUAUAUUGAGGUGAAGGAGCUAAAGGUGGCCAUGAGAGCGCUGGGGUUUGAGCCGAAGAAGGAGGAAAUCAAGAAAAUGACUGGAGAGGUUGAUAAGGAUGCUACUGGAAAGAUCUCUUUCAGUGAUUUCCUGACCGUGAUGACUCAAAAAAUGGUUGAAAAGGACUCCAAGGAAGAAAUUCUUAAAGCUUUUCGGCUGUUUGACGAUGACGAGACCGGAAAAAUAUCUUUCCGGAAUCUAAAGAGAGUGGCCAAGGAGCUCGGGGAAAACCUCACAGACGAGGAGCUGCAGGAAAUGAUCGAUGAAGCAGACCGAGAUGGUGAUGGAGAAGUUAACCAGCAGGAAUUUCUUCGCAUCAUGAAGAAAACAAGUUUGUACUGAAUGUUAUCAGAAGCACAGGAGUAUGAGAAAUAUUCUCUUCUAUGUAAACAUUUUCAAGUUUUUUGUUUUUUUUUAUGAUUUCGCCGUUUUAUGCACCGUACCAUUCCAAGACCUUGAUGCCCGUCAAGCCCGGUGGUCAUUUCAGAUCGGUGUGGGUUUGCCAAAUAGCAAAACGUCAGUUGUUUACACUCUAUAUUCUUAUCAGUAAAGAUAUAAACAGUAGCAUGUAAUUCAAAUAUUGGUGUGUGGUAUGCACUGAAAUAUUUUGUGAAUCUGUCAUAACAUGGUUAAAUCUCACCUAGAAAGCAAAUGUUUUGGGGUCAUAUUUCAAAAUAAAU